Diuraphis noxia (Russian wheat aphid) is the source of this 2167-nucleotide messenger RNA. RefSeq names its product holocarboxylase synthetase-like protein (gene Hcs). Gene Ontology annotation, molecular function: biotin--[biotin carboxyl-carrier protein] ligase activity. Lineage: Eukaryota; Metazoa; Arthropoda; Insecta; Hemiptera; Aphididae. Gene Ontology annotation, biological process: protein modification process. Gene Ontology annotation, cellular component: cytoplasm. The record is from RefSeq and is a predicted model, not a curated record.
CAUAAACGAUCAAUGACUAUAGAAUAUAUUAUUUAAUUCCUAAUCUGAUAUUCUGAUUAGCGAUUUAUGAUUAUGCCAGUUGUUGGUUUAAAGUCAGUUGAAUGUCAUUGUGGUUUGUGGCUAUGCAACACGCAUUGAAUUUAAAGUGAAAUGUAACUUUUUCGAAUUUAAUUUAAUAUAUUAUGCCUAUUUAUCAUCAUUAUCAUCAUUAAAGUUGUUGUCCAGAUGAAAUUAUUGCUGGUAAAUACUAAUGUUACCAAUUGAAAUUUUUGAGCUCUGUUAAUGGUAUCUUAAAGAGACAAUGCUGUUGACGUUAUAUUAUAUGGCUACCAAUUGGUUUCAAUCAUAUAGAUUAUCAAAUAUAAAAUCAAAAUUGAAAAAAUACCUUGCAAACAAUUUGACUUUAGUGCUAUACAAAGAAAAAGAUUUUGUAAUAUUAGACAAUGAAAACUUGUACAAUAAAGAAAAUGGUGAUAUAUUUCUGUCCUUAAAACCUCAUGGUAUUACUUCCGACAGUUGCAAAGAUGCUAAGUCUGCUCAACUUGAUCAGAUCCUAUCAUUUGUUGGGCACAAAAGGUCAUGUUCAGUUUUCCCAGAGCAAACAUUAAAUGUGGAUUGUUGGAUUCUUAUUCCAAAUAACCCUAUUACAUUUCCUGCACACUUGAAUACACACAAGCCAAUAUCUUUAAGUUUUGAAACAAAACUUCAUUUAUUGGUUGAAGCCACUUACAGAAUGUUCAAUGUUCAUCAAAAUAUAAACAAAUGUUUUAUUGAAGAUUUUGGCGUGCCUAAAGCAUGGAAUGCUGGAGAAAAUUUUGGUCUAUUGUUGGAAACUGAUCUGGAUCACUUUGCUGAACUUGCCAAUAAUUUUAUGGCUGAUUCAAAGUCACUGUAUCUGGGAAACCAUAUGGAAUUACUACGAAUACAAACUGUAAAAAUUGAAGGUCAACCAUGUGAUAUUAAAAAUAGUGAAUCAAUUGCUUCUAACAUUGAUUUUAUUUAUAGUUUACAUGAUAAGUACACAAUCUAUACAUUAAGCUUAGAAAAAAUGCUUCAUUCUCCAUGGACAUCACAGACCACGAUGGUAGUCGUCUAUGGUGCUGUACCUGAUGAACUUUAUCCAUUACUUGAGCAAUACCUCUUAACAGAAGGAGGUCGAAUCUUAUGCUUGUGUUCUGAUUUUCUUGGAACACUGCUCCCAACUGCUUUUAGUACAGCUGAAGUGUGUUCUGAUGACAUAGUAAGCUUCACAUACCGUCCAUUGUCCAUGCGGACAUCCCUCUUGCACCAUGUUCUCUGUUACCAACCCAGCAUACCUAAUAAUGAUCAUUUUCCAUCUGAAAACGGCGUUAAAGAAGAUAGAAAUUUAAACGUUGUGGAUAUGUUUGAUUCUAACAACAAGCAUCAUACUAUUGACAUCAAAGUUCUAGCUGCUGAAGAUACCUGGGAAACGCCAAGUCUAAUUUUAGCAACAGCACCGUCCGGAGGAAAAGUCAUUUUCUCUCAAGUACAUUUAGAAAUCGAUGCACAUUUAAAUGGAGAAUACCGAUCAACUACUGAGGAUAGAUAUCUAUUAAUUAAAGAUUUGUUGAGCACCCAUUUGGGACUAGAUUGUGUGUCGUGUGAUCAAGAACCAAAACACACACCUGCUUAUUUACUGGGAACUGAAAAUGAUAAAGUUAAAUUUUUAACUUCAUUAAAUGGAAAAGUAUCCAUGAAUAAUGUGUUGUUACUGAAAGACUUAAAAGUUCAAUUUUGUACUAAAGAUGAAAUGUGUAUUGGAGCUAGUGAAUACUCAUUGCCUGUUAUUUGCAAUGAUUUCCCAAUGGACUUCAGUGAAGAAAAUUAUUUCAAAAAUCUCCAUACUGAAGAAUUAGGACGCCUAGUUAUUUUUGGAGAAGUCAUGUCAUCUUCCAUGAAGCUCUUAAACGAUCCAAUAUCCAGGCAUGGGCUUGUAGUCAUUCCAAAACAACAAAUUACUGGAAUUGGUAGAGGCGGUAAUAAAUGGUUGAGUCCAAAUGGUUGUGCCAUGUUUUCUGUACAAUUACACAUUCCUUUUGAUUCGAAACUUGGUCAGAGACUAGCAUUGCUACAACAUGUUGUUGCAUUGUCAGUCGUGUCAGCCAUAUGUUCACUACCCGGUGGCUAUGAUGUAAAUAUUGAAAUA